CACGCCGCACUGGACAUAUCCAUGUUCAUACGGACCCGCAAGCCCACCGGACAGAUAUUCUACCUGGGCUCCAUGCCGAGGUACGGUCAAACCGAGGAGACGCUGGUCGGCGCGUCGCUCAAAGGCGGCGAGUUGCUCGUACAUUUGCGUUUCAACCAGACCCCGGAGGACUACACGGUGGGAGGCACCAGGCUCGACAACGGGAACCUACAUCUUAUACAGGUUGUGAGAAACUCAACGUUGGUGCAAGUGAAAUUGAACGGGACGGAAUACUUCAGGAAAUCCAUUUCGGCUGCGAAACAACUGGAUGCUCAGGUGCUGUACUUAGGCGGGCCGCCCCCGCCCCCGCCCGAGGCGAGCACGCCCUCGCCCUCCCCCGCGCCCGGCCCUGCCGCCCCCGCCGACCCCCUCCCCACGCCCCCCACCCCGCGGGUGCCCAUCGACGCCGACUACUUUAAAGGCGUCAUACAAGAUGUCCAGAUCUCGAACGGCGUGAACGUGACGAUAGUGGAGUUCUUCCCGCUCCGCGUGUCCGGCCUCCGUCUGCCGCUCUCCUUCGGCGACGUGACGCUCGACCCGGCCGGCGUGCUGCCCGGCGAGGUGUCCGACGACGCGUGCGCGUCCAGCCCGUGCCUGCACAACGCCACCUGCAGCGUCACGUGGAACGACUACACGUGUUCGUGCCCCCGGGGCUACAAGGGCAAGCAGUGCGCCGAGGUGGAGUUCUGUCAGCUGCAGGCUUGCCCGCUCAACUCGCACUGUCGGAACCUAGACGGGGGCUACGAAUGCAUAUCGAACGCUACGUUCGACGGCGUGAACACGACUCUGGGCUACCGUCUGCGGCGGCCGCGCUCGCUGCAAGACUACUCCGACGUACACCCGCCCGCCUCCAUCACCAUCACGUACAGGACGAAACUCGGCGGCACCCUCUUCAGAGCGGAGAGCGUCAGCGGACCGGACUCCUGGUUCACUGUCGGCGUGUACAAGGAGCAGGCCUCUCUGGAGUGGCGGCUCGGCGGGGCCUGGCCGGAGAAGAGGUCAAUUCGGCGAUCACUUCAGACGCACUCGCAGUGGAGUGUUCUCAAGAUAGCUGUAGCAAGAGAUAUGCUCACUGCGGCAUUUGUAGAUAACACGGGGCACGAUGAGAUCACCACGACGUCGCCAAUAGACCAAACGGCCUGGCAGCUGUUGCUGACCGACGGACGGAUAUACCUCGGCGGCUCGGCGCCGCAGGAGCACAUACUGCAGCCCGCUGUCGAAACGUCAACAGAACAAAACGUGUUCGAGUACACGGAGGGAGACGGGUUCACAACCGACAACGACGCCGGCAAAUACUUUAAGGGCUGUAUGGGCGCUGUGUACGUGGGUUCUCUGUUGUUACCGUUCUUCACCGACGAGGAGCUGUAUGUCGGCAAGACGGCGGCUAAACUCGACGCGCAACCCCACUACGAACUGAUAAGCGGCCGCCCCUGGGGCACCGCCGACGGCGGCACCACCAUCGGCUGCGUGCUGUGCCUCGAGCAGGACUGCGCUCGAGGCGGCCGCUGUGAAGACGUCCGCUCCUCGUACGCGUGCGCGUGUCCCGCAGGUUACUCCGGUGAUUACUGCGAGACCGAUAUAAACGAGUGCUUGCAUAACAAAUGCCAGAAUGGAGCAACGUGUCGUGAUCUCGUAGCCAACUAUACCUGCGAAUGCCCUGAAGGAUUUACCGGACAAUUUUGCGAAACGGACAUCGACGAGUGCGCGUCCACACCGUGCGAGCACAGCGGCACGUGCACGGACACGCCGGGCGGCUUCGUGUGCACGUGCGCGAGCGAGUGGCGCGGCGACCGCUGCGAGACGCCGCGCGAGCGCACGUGCGCGCACCAGCCGUGCCAACACGGAGCCACUUGUAGGGACGUGCCAGACGCACCGCGAGGCAACAACUACACGUGCACGUGCUCCAGCGGUUGGGUCGGCGUGCACUGCGAGCGCGCGUUUUGCGAGCUGCAACCGUGCGAGCACGGAGCAUGCGUCGCCGACGGGGAGGUCCCGGCCUGCUUGUGCGAGCCCGGGUUCACCGGCGUGCAUUGCGAGACAGAGAGGGACGAGUGCGCGGAGGGGGAGGGGGGCUCGCAGCGCUGCCUGCACGGCGGCACCUGCCGGCACACGCGAGGCGGGUUCCUGUGUGUGUGCCCGCCAGCCUGGACAGGCCUCCACUGCGAGGCCGACGUGAACGAGUGCGACAAGGACAGCGUGAGCUGCGGCCCCACGGGCACGUGCGUCAACCUACCCGGCUCCUACAUAUGCCAAUGCGAGCGCGGCAAAUGCGGUCACGAGUGCGCCCUGGCCGACCCAUGUUACCCGCCGGGCAACGACACGGGCCCCUGCGAGCACGGCGGCGGCUGCACGCAGCGCUGCAGCGACGUGCUCGACUACACGUGCGAGUGCAUCGACGGCUGGGCGGGCAAGAACUGCUCUCAGCAGAGCGUCGCAUCGGAGUCGGAAGGCGGCGCCUCGACGUCGGCCACGGUGCUGAUCGCGGUCGGGUGCGCGCUGCUCGCCGCCGCGCUGGCGGCGCUGGCGCUCGGCGCGCUGUGCGCUCAGGCGAGACGCAAGCGCGCCACCAGGGGGACUUACAGCCCCUCGGGGCAGGAGUACUGCAACCCGAGGGCGGAGAUGUUGCAUCACGCGCUCAAACCGCCUCCGGAGGAGCGGCUCAUUUAAAGAUCCGAGCCCUGAGCGGUCACCGCUCGACCAAACGCCAAGUACCUGUGCGGGGUGAUACUCCACGACCCGGCAUUGCCCGCUAACCAAACUUUAUAUUAUGUACUUACACAAUGUAUUGUCGGUAUUAGCUAAUUAAAAUCAGGUUCGGUGGAUUUUAAUAUGCUAAAUUCCCAUUUUGUAGAUAUUCUAAAAUUUUAAGGUGACUAUGAAUUUUCAAAAAAUGUGACUAUGAACUACUAGUAUAGACUAUUAAAACGAACUAUUUUCAGAUAUGUCAUAAUUGAGAUAUUUAAUGAAAUUAUCGUUUAAUAAGAGAAUGAUAGAUUUAAAGGUGAUGUCAUUUCUACGCUAGACUAUGGACGUAAAAGUAAAAUAAACAGAAGCAAGAAUUAGCAUUUACAGAGUUGCGUGCGCUAGUUGUUAAACUAGGACCUAAGUCUAAACCUAAAACUAAAUUAUACUUUACAAUUUUUUUUAUGAAGCAGAAACGUCAAUUUUUCCUAAGCGUUUACGGAAAUUGAUAAUUGUGAACGCAUUACGGACACAAAGUUUUGCGGAUAUUAUUUUCUAAUGUGUACCCACAGCGCUGCAUUCAAAUAAUUAUAUCUUAGAACGAAUUCUCGGUAACGGUUUACACGUACUAGUUUAAGCGAGACAUUUUUUAAAUAAAGUAGAUUCCAGUGAAAUUACAUUUGUUACAGCGAAUAUGUCGUGUAGUGUGAAAAGAUCAAGCAAUCAAGUAAUUAUGAUAUUCCGCACGAUCUUAACGAUAUUUUGUCAAAUUAACAUCAUAAAAAGCCGGUUUAAUUAAACAGUUCAUUAUAAGUUUUACUUCCGUCGUGUGUAUUACUUAGCAUUACGGAGAAUCCGUUCUGAUAUAUAAUCUAUAAACGUAAAAGUCCCGACUGACUGACUCACUUAAAUCAACGCCCAGCCCAAACCGUUGGACCUAGAGAGCUGAAUUUUUCACAAUAGGUAGUUUUUAUAACGUUAGUAUCCACUAAGGGGUUUUUCAAAAUUCAUCCCCUAAGGGGAUGGAAUGAGGGUUCAAGUUUUAUUUUAAGCUAUGAAUUCGAACCUUGGGUAAAAGGGUCUACUUUCUUGCGCGGACCGUUUAAAAAAUCUAACUACUUUAGUCCGCCGUAUAGACAACAGACUUGGAAUUAACAAAAAACUUCAAAAUUCCAAACUUAGAAAGUUUUCUUUCUUAGUCUACGGUGUGCCGACUAAUGAUAAUAACGACCAGCGUCGGCAAAGUAGUAACGUGUUUUUCGAGUCGGUGUGUCGUCUUAAGAAGUUGCAUUGGUUUGUAGACAAAUUUCGUGGAUGUGUGGGAUCAGCAUUUGGAAGCAUUGGCUAUGAAUUGUAAGGAAUUGUUGGGUGUGCGCACGCCUUGCAACCGAAUAACUAAAGUCGGACUUGCCGCGCUCAGCUUAUAUAGAAGCGGCCUUGAUGACGACUCCAUAGUCGCGUGUGUCUGCGCGUGCCCGAAACUCGUGUGGCUGGACAUAUCCGACAGAAGCGUAUCGGACAUCGUAAUAGGACGCAUAGCGGAGGAGCGGCGCGACAUGCGCGCGAACUUGCGCGGGAGCAAGUACGCCAGCGACAACGACAACAAUCUACGCUUUAAACUGCAGCUGCUGGUUGACCCUUUGAAGAGCCAGUUGGAGCUUUUAUUAAGUCCAUUGAGUCCAUACAGAGCGAGACCUCUUGGUCUACACAGACCAUUACGUACACAGAUUAAAAAAUUCUACCCAUCUGUUUUAAGGGAGUCCCCUCUGCCAACAAAUAGUCUAACCCGUUCGUAUAAAGAUACCGCAAAUCGAUGUACAGGUUAGCCGUUUGGCACACACAUACUAGAGGCCAAAACAAAAUUUUUAACCCGAAGUUCCUAAAAAAAAUUCGCU
Molecule: messenger RNA, 4616 nt
Organism: Cydia strobilella
Lineage: Eukaryota; Metazoa; Arthropoda; Insecta; Lepidoptera; Tortricidae
Gene: crb
Product: protein crumbs-like
Exons: 21
Coding region: 22-2706 (894 amino acids)
Biological process (GO): heterophilic cell-cell adhesion; establishment or maintenance of epithelial cell apical/basal polarity
Cellular component (GO): protein-containing complex; plasma membrane
Molecular function (GO): calcium ion binding
Source: RefSeq, a predicted model, not a curated record